Messenger RNA from Dipodomys spectabilis (banner-tailed kangaroo rat), 4135 nucleotides. RefSeq names its product G protein-coupled receptor 68 (gene Gpr68). The coding region runs from base 846 to 1955 and encodes 369 amino acids. Gene Ontology annotation, cellular component: membrane. Gene Ontology annotation, biological process: G protein-coupled receptor signaling pathway; cellular response to pH. NCBI's taxonomy places the organism in Eukaryota, Metazoa, Chordata, Mammalia, Rodentia, Heteromyidae. Gene Ontology annotation, molecular function: G protein-coupled receptor activity. The transcript has 2 exons. The record is from RefSeq and is a predicted model, not a curated record.
ACCCGGCCCCCUGCCCCCUGCCCAUGUUACUUCUAUCAGGAAUACUCCUUUUUGUGUCCCACCUGCUCUCUUCCCUUCUAGCUUCAAAGCCAACCAGCAGUCAUAAGAGCACCUAGAUAUCUGAUUCUUAUGUUGAUUUUCAUAUUAUUCCCACUUCUUGGAGGUACUGAGGUUUGAACUCAGGGCUUCAUGCUUACCAACCACAUGAGCCACGCUUGGGUUAUUUUUGAGAUAGGCUCUCAUGUUUCUGAUAGGGCUAGCCUGGAUCAUGAUCCUCCUAUUAUAGUUCUGCUGCAAAUGCAAUCACAGGUGCAAGCCACCCAGCUUGUUGGUUGAGGUAAGGUCUUGCUAACACUUUCUCCCAGCUGGCUCUGAUCCUCCAUCUUCCUGAUCUUUGCCUCCUGAGUAGCUGGGAUUACCAAUGUGAGUCAGCACACCCAGUUCCCUAUUAACCCCACUUUAAAGAAGAAACAGACCCCGGGAGGUUGCAUAAAUUUCACAACUAAAAAGCACCCGGUAUGAGAUGCAAACUUAGGUACUUAGAUGCUAAAGUUCCCUGCACUUGGCCCUCCCAAACAAACUCAGCCCAAGUGAACCUAGCUUGAAAGCUUCUUUCUGGUGUUCCAAGACUAGCCUAGGAUUUGACGUGGAUCUCAGCCCUCCAGAUGUACAUGCUGACAUUUCACACGGACCGGCGCUGACUCCUCUCUGGCUUCAAGGUUUCCUGCCUUCUGGUGUCUCCCUUAAUCAUGGGGCUCACAGCUUGAGCCACCUUCUCUAAACAAGAUGGCGGUGGAGAAAAGUCCCUGAGCCUGUGAAGGGUAAAGGCCCUUUCCGGUCCAAAGAUGGGGAACAUCACCACAGAUAACUCCUCGCUGACCUGUACCAUUGACCACACCAUUCACCAGACGCUGGCCCCCGUGGUCUAUGUCACGGUGCUGGUGGUGGGCUUUCCGGCCAACUGCCUGUCUCUCUACUUCGGCUACCUGCAGAUCAAGGCCCGGAACGAGCUGGGCGUGUACCUGUGCAACCUCACCAUGGCUGACCUCUUCUACAUCUGCUCGCUCCCCUUCUGGCUGCAGUACGUGCUGCAGCAUGACAACUGGUCCCACGGCGACCUGUCCUGCCAGGUGUGCGGCAUCCUCCUCUAUGAGAACAUCUACAUCAGCGUGGGCUUCCUCUGCUGCAUCUCCAUCGACCGCUACCUGGCCGUGGCCCAUCCUUUCCGCUUCCAUCAGUUCCGGACCCUGAAGGCAGCGGUCGGUGUCAGUGUGGCCAUCUGGGUCAAGGAACUGCUGACCAGCAUCUACUUCCUCAUGCACAAGGAAGUGAUCGAGGACAAGGACCGGCACCGCGUAUGCUUCGAGCAUUACCCCAUCCAGGCGUGGCAGCGCAGCAUCAACUACUACCGCUUCCUGGUGGGCUUCCUCUUCCCCAUCUGCCUCCUGCUGGCCUCCUACCAGGGCAUCCUGCGGGCAGUGCGGCGCAGCCACGGCACGCAGAAGAGCCGCAAGGACCAGAUCCAGCGGCUGGUCCUGAGCACCGUGGUCAUCUUCCUGGCCUGCUUCCUGCCCUACCACGUGCUGCUGCUGGUGCGCAGCCUCUGGGAGGCCAGCUGCGAGUUCGCCAAGGGCAUCUUCAACGCCUACCACUUCUCCCUCCUCCUCACCAGCUUCAACUGUGUCGCCGACCCCGUGUUGUACUGCUUCGUCAGCGAGACUACCCACAGGGACCUGGCCCGCCUCCGGGGAGCCUGCCUGGCUUUCUUUACCUGCUCUAGGACCCGCAGGGCCAGGGAGGCCUACCCACUGGGGGCUCCUGAGGCCUCUGGAAAAAGUGAGGCCCACAGUGGGGAGCCUGGAUUGUUAACGAAGCUCCAUUCCACGCUCCAGACCCCUGCCUCACCCGGAGUGGUGCCUGCCGUGGUCGGGUCCCCUCCGGGUGGGUUGGUCUAGCCUCAGUCACCCGUGUGUGUGGGCUUAGGUGAGGCCUGAGCCUUGAUUUAGCCCAGAGGCUGGGUGGUCCCUGAGCUUGUGUGGCAGCUGCACCCCUUUUUUUCUGCUGGAGGGAGGGAGGGAUGGAUGACUGGGCCACCGCCAGGCCUCUCUGAUCCCUGGAGGGCAGUUCUAGCUUGCAGGGGUCCAGGGUGCCGCUGAUUGGGGGAGAUGAGCUCAGUCAACCCUGAUGUGUCUUCCCGCAGCUGGGGCUGCUGGGGAUGGGGAGACAGCGGACUGGCACUGGCAGCAGGUUUGCAAAGAGCAGAUGUGGUGGGGUGGGGUCCAGGGCGCCACUAAGGUCAGCGGUGAGACUUGUCCAAGUGCCUGUCGUACUCCGUGACGCACAAAGUUGUGCUGUCACCUUUGACACCCGCUGUAUCACAGGGCGGGAAGGGGAGACUGAACAGAUGGAAGGGGAGAAGGAAUGGUAGACAUGGGAUGGGGGCAGGGACAGCGGCAGAGAGCCCGGCAGCAACUGCAUCCUAUGUUUAUGGGAAAGGUGGAACAGAACCCCCCUCCCGCCCCUGCCCCAGGUCCAAAGGCUGAUGGCAAGUGAACCCCAGGCCUCCCCAGGGAGCUGCCAAAGGUCCUUCAAAAUAAAAGUAUCAAAUGUAGCCACUAGGACCUGAAGCCAGGAUGUCCUUCUUGAAGCUCUUGGCACAGAUUUCCUCCCAAUGAGCUUUUCUUCCAUCACGUUCCCAGAAUGGCAGACAGGAGAGCCCGGUGUGCAGAAGGAGAGAGAUCUAAAUGUCAGGUCUCCCCACCAGAUGAGGGCCAAGACACUGAGAUUCUAUUACUGCUGGUAGGGUCCAUACUCCCCAUCCCCUGCCACACAUACUAUGGAGUGGCCAGCAGUUAUCAAGAGAGGAAUGUGACCCGCUCCCAGAAUCCUCAGCUCUAACCAACCACACCACACGCUCUCAAGGUCUCAGGCAGCAGGCCCAGGAUAAAGAUCCAGUGUGGAUCCAAUAGCUCAUGUGGACAGGAGAGGAGGUGGCCUGGAGCUCACUUCGCCUUUGUUCUCUGUCCCUGCCCCUCUGUGAGAUGCCCCACUUCACCCAUCUGGAGAGAGCAGCGGCCCUUGGGCCCUAUGUCAUGCUUUCCUUCCAUCACAGAGGGCUGAGGACAGAGCUCAUCUCUCUUGAAGGUUUGUGUCUGGCCCUGAUCAGAUUCACAGCAAAUCUUCUUGCUUUGUGAGUGCCACCCCUCAAAGAUCUCUAGAGAGCACAGAUUGUGGUGCUGGGGGGCGGGCGGGGAGGAACGAGGUCCUCAAUCUCAUUUGACUGGUCAAAACCCAGAGACUUGGCCUUUGCCAGGUGUCAUGCCCAGCUCUGCCCUGGUGGACAUAGCAAGGGCAGGAGAGCUGCUGGCUGCUCUGAGAGAAGUGCCUCCUUCACAGAAACACCAGCCCUUCAGACGGGACUAGAACAGGCUCUGACUUCCCACAGCAUGCUCUCAAAACCCCCAAGAUUUAAAUCCUUCCAAAGUAAGAGGCUAGCUAGGCCGUAGCCCAGGAGGAGUUCAGGGGCAGGGAGAAGUUUGCAGCAGUAGGAUAUUUCUGAACUCUUGUUAACUUGAGAGAGUGAACAGGCAGAAUCCUAUACUCAAUCUCUCUUCUCUCUCUUCUUCAACCUCCAAACCAUCGAUCCUACACUCUGUGUCUCUUACCCCUUCUAUCAGAGGCCAAGGGUGGAUGAGCUGCAGGGAAGGAUGGCUUUGGGAUCCUAGGGUUCUACUUGACUUUGACUUUGAGGGCUCCAGCUCUCUCUGGAAGGUCUCUGAUAAUCUAGGACUUCCUCUUCCUCUUUCUUGAGGAGGAAAUGAGUAAGUCUGAAGGUGGCAGAAAUAGUUGCAGAACCAGGAAGAAUUCACUCAGCUUCAGCCUGCCAUCUUACCAGUGCGAUGGUAUUGGCUGAGUCUUUUGUGUCCCUUCGCUCCAUAGCUUUUCCCCCUAUUUUGACCUAAACACUGGCAUUCUCACUGGCACGGGCUGGGAUGAGCUAAGAACAGCUCCACUUGUUAUCAAGAGUUGCAUUUUUGUAAUGUCCUCUCUUUUACACCGAGUCUACAAGUGAUGGACUGUGCAAUAGGUUUAUGUGGCAAACCUGUCUGCAAAUAAAGCAAAGUAACCACUCAUA